Cooperia oncophora is the source of this 348-nucleotide messenger RNA. Lineage: Eukaryota; Metazoa; Nematoda; Chromadorea; Rhabditida; Trichostrongylidae. The record is from the annotation of a GenBank genome assembly.
AUGAAAGCUAAUUAUCAGUUCUUGUUGUUUUCAGCCAAGUUAGCCGAUGAAGAAGGAGAGUCAGGAAUAUCACCGCAGAAGAUGGACUCUGAAUCUAUAAACCUGAGCGAGUUCCAAGAGAAAGGCCCAUUAGUUAUGCAAGCGAGAAUGAAAGGCAAAAUAAAACAUGCACUCGACGACGACAAGUCGUUUAGUUUGAAAGAGAUUCAAUUUCAUCCGCAAUACAACGAGAUCUGCAUUAUUGGAUCUGAUAUCGAACAACUUGAGGGUAUGUCACAGAUGUCUGUGCUCUCAGGAGAGAAGUCUGCAGAGGCUACAAAGAUCCCAAAGGUACAUUUGUUCGUUUAA